Oxyura jamaicensis (ruddy duck) is the source of this 1104-nucleotide messenger RNA. RefSeq names its product RNA polymerase II elongation factor ELL2-like. Gene Ontology annotation, cellular component: transcription elongation factor complex. The record is from RefSeq and is a predicted model, not a curated record. Gene Ontology annotation, biological process: transcription elongation by RNA polymerase II; snRNA transcription by RNA polymerase II; positive regulation of transcription elongation by RNA polymerase II. NCBI's taxonomy places the organism in Eukaryota, Metazoa, Chordata, Aves, Anseriformes, Anatidae. Gene Ontology annotation, molecular function: cis-regulatory region sequence-specific DNA binding.
AUGUUCAUCAAAAUCACCAGUAAGCCUACGGUGUUUUACAAGGUAGCCAACUUGAAUCCCAAGGAUUCAUACACUCUGAAGGAUUAUGUAUUUAAAUACAUUCAAAAAGACUGCCCUGGAUACAAUGAAGUUGAUAAAAAGUCAUUGGAAUUAAUACUUUCUAGAAGAGUAAAUUCAUCUCAGAAUACCACCAGCACCAGUCAUUUGGAAUCUCCUUUAACUUCUAAUAAAGAUGCUGCAUCGGCUUCUCCUUCCCAGAAAUGCCUCUUGGAUUCUGUCUUCAUCGACCCCCUGAUGAACAAGAAACUGAGGAUCUCUCACCUCACCUCACCAGCUGUCCAGCUGUCCCUUGACACCCAACCACCUGCCCCCCGGAAGAAGGCAGCCCCAGCCCUACCACCAGCCGCUGCAGCAGCCGCCCCGCUGCCCCUGCCCACCGCAUGCCCGCCUGCCCCCAACCCACCCCGGACCGCCAGCUCCAGCUCCCCCAGCACCCCCGAGGGGCGCAGGACCCAAGAUCUGCCCGUAGACAGCAUCACCCAAAACAGCAGUAGCAUCUUUGAGGACCAGCAAGAAAAAUAUACCUCUCGGACUCCCUUGGGAUCCCCAGCACCCACUGACGGUCUGUUGGAGCAUCAUAGUGCUGGCAGGCAAGACGGCACAGUGUUGUACAAAAAAUCCAAGAAGAAGGCCAAAAAGCAUAAGGAGAAGGACCAAAUCAAAAAGCAGGACACUAGGAGUGCAGGUGAAAAGGAGAAGGGCCUUAGAAAAGAAGAAACUGCCAAGCUGAAAAACCCCUCCAGUGUGGAGUCAGGUGAAGGAGUUAAAGAAAAUUUCACUGCCUCCACAGGUCCUCCUUCAUUGACAAGUGAACUACCAGCCUAUUCCAUAAAAUACAUAGCUAUAGUCUCAUAUGAGCAACGCCAGAGUUACAAGGAUGACUUCAGUGCCAAGUAUGAUGAAUACAGGAAUUUGCAUGCUCAAAUGGAGAAUAUCACCAGGAGAUUCAUGAAGCUUGAUGCACAAAGGAAACAGCUUUCUCCAGGGUCCAAGGACUAUCAGAUCCUUCACGAGGAAGUCCUGGAAGAGUAUUGAAAGAUACAA